Emiliania huxleyi CCMP1516 is the source of this 489-nucleotide messenger RNA. RefSeq lists its product as hypothetical. The record is from RefSeq and is a predicted model, not a curated record. The transcript has a single exon. NCBI's taxonomy places the organism in Eukaryota, Haptophyta, Isochrysidales, Noelaerhabdaceae. The annotation marks the transcript as partial.
AUGGGCGAGCUCAAGGACUGGAUGCCGCUGGUGAUUUUUGAUUUGGCCUGCGUCUUCCUCUACUCGGGGAUCAUCUUUGGAUGGGCGCCGCUCCACCAGAUGCUCGUCAAGGAGGGCUUUUACGCUGAGCUCUGCGAAGGCGAGGAAGUCCCAUGCGCCGCCAUGGAGAACAAGCUGAAUUCAGCCUUCACGCUCGCCUCGAGUGCGGUGUCGGUGAUCGCGCUGCCUGCGGGCUGGUUUGUCGACACCUUCGGCCCGAUGGCGGGAAUCAUGAUCGCGGGCGUCCUGCAAGUGAUUUCGCUCACCGGCAUUGGGCUCGUCCAGCAGCUCGGGGAUGUCGCCGGGUUUGACCUGUUCGCAGCGUCGCUCGUGAGCAUGUCGAUGGCCGGCGCGAUCACCAUGUUCUGUGGCUACACCGUCCCCUUCCUCUUCCCCAAGCAGGCCACGCUGCUCAUCGCCGCCACCUCGUGCCUCUUUGACGGCUCGUGC